AACGUUGUAUUUAAUUGAUCACAGCUUUCUGCUGUCCAUGUAGAGUUUUUGGUAAAAAACAUUACAUUUGAUUAUUUUGUAAGCAAAAAUUGGAAAAAUCUUUGUUUAUCUUUGUCAAACAGGCUGGACCUCCUCCCAAAGAUAUGCUUAAAGUUCUGAAUGAUGAUAUGAGAUAUAUAUGAUAUACCAAGAGGUGUUCUGUACCUGUCUGUCCAGGAGGGAGGAGAGUAGAGCAGGACCAAGAGGUGUCCUGUACCUGUCUGUCCAGGAGGGAGGAGAGUAGAGCAGGACCAAGAGGUGUCCUGUACCUGUCUGUCCAGGAGGGAGGAGAGUAGAGCAGGACCAAGAGGUGUUCUGUACCUGUCUGUCCAGGAGGGAGGAGAGUAGAGCAGGACCAAGAGGUGUUCUGUACCUGUCUGUCCAGGAGGGAGGAGAGUAGAGCAGGACCAAGAGGUGUUCUGUACCUGUCUGUCCAGGAGGGAGGAGAGUAGAGCAGGACCAAGAGGUGUUCUGUACCUGUCUGUCCAGGAGGGAGGAGAGUAGAGCAGGACCAAGAGGUGUUCUGUACCUGUCUGUCCAGGAUGGAGGACAAGGCCUGGAGAGCAGGGUGGCAGAGGUCUGACUCAAUGAGGUGUAGAGAGACUACUACUAAACCUAUUGUCUGUCUCUCUCUCUCUCUCUCUCUCUCUCUCCAGCGCUCUGCACAGUCAGCAGUGGAGGACAGUGAUCAGAUCUUUACUGAGCUGAUCCGCUCCAUUGAGAGAAGGAGCUCUGAGGUGAAGGAGCUGAUCAGAGCCCAAGAGAAGGCUCAAGUGAGUCAAGCUGAAGGACUCCUGGAGCAACUGAAGCAGGAGAUCGCUGAGCUGAGGAAGAGAAGCACUGAGCUGGAGCAGCUCUCACACACAGAGGAUCACAUCCAUUUCCUCCAGAGGUAUCAGUCUCUCUCUCUCUCUCUCCAGAGGUAUCAGUCUCUCUCUGAUGUGAGUCAGACUGUGUCUGAACUGAGAGAGAAACUAGAAGACUUCCUUAAAGGAGAAUGGACCAAGAUCUCCACUACAGUGAAUAUAGUGGAUGUUGUACUGCCUCCAGAGCCCAAGACCAGAGAACAGUUGUUACAAUAUUCCUGUCAGCUCACACUGGACCCAAACACAGCACACACAGACCUCUCUCUGUCUGAAGGGAACAGAAAGGUGACCUAUACAGACCAAGUCCAACCAUAUCCUGACCAUCCAGACAGAUUCACCAACUACAGGCAGGUUCUGUGUAGAGAGGGUCUGUCUGGACGCUGUUACUGGGAGGUGGAGAGGACUGGUGGUGUUGCUACAGCAGUCUCAUAUAAAGACAUCAGCAGAACAGAGAGAGAUGGUGGAUUUGGAUACAAUAACAAGUCCUGGAGUUUAUAUUACAAUAGUGGUGGUUAUUGUUUCAGACACAAUAAUGUUGUGACUAAAGUAUCAGGCCCUCAGUCCUCCAGAGUAGGAGUGUACCUGGAUCACAAGGCAGGUACUCUGUCCUUCUACAGUGUCUCUGACACAAUGACCCUCCUCCACAGAGUCCAGACCACAUUCACUCAGCCCCUCUAUCCUGGGUUUAGGCUCUAUGAUUAUAAUGGUUCUGCUGAGCUGGUUAAACUGUAAACUGAUUUGUUACUAAUUAAAAUUCAAUGCAAUGUUUUAAUCUUGUACAUUUCCAUGAAUCAUGAUGUCUGGUGUUGAUGUAUAUUGGUUGUCAUUCAGAACCAUUGAUAUGUUUUCUCAGUUGGUUCUCUGUCUCUAUGUAAUUCUCCUCAGUAUCAUUGAUCAGCUUGUUGGCUCGGUCCUAAUUGAUGUGUUCUCUGUCACCUGGAGCUGCAUGGAAAAUGGUCCAGGAACUAAAGGACAAUUCAGGACUAGUCAGCCCACUACAAGCUGGUAUCACUUCCUUUCUACUAAACUAUAUGGUCUGGUUUCCCAGACACAGAUGAAUCCUAGUCCUGGACUAAACAGUAUGUUCAAUGUAGAUGUCCAGGAAACCGGCCCUAAAUGUGUCAUCUUUCAUCCUCCCAUACUGCUCAGUCCAGCAACAUUAAACCUGUCCAGCAGGUGGUGCUGUUGACCAAACAAUAAAACCAGCAGAUAUCUUGACUUGCCACUCAGUAUAUCAGUAAUGUUCAGAAUAGUACUUUAAUAUCAUUGGAG
Molecule: messenger RNA, 2177 nt
Organism: Oncorhynchus masou masou (cherry salmon)
Lineage: Eukaryota; Metazoa; Chordata; Actinopteri; Salmoniformes; Salmonidae
Product: tripartite motif-containing protein 16-like
Exons: 4
Coding region: 582-1637 (351 amino acids)
Molecular function (GO): protein binding
Source: RefSeq, a predicted model, not a curated record